Messenger RNA from Rhizoctonia solani, 2895 nucleotides. RefSeq names its product Serine/threonine-protein kinase. Bases 1 to 2895 code for a protein of 964 amino acids. The record is from RefSeq and is a predicted model, not a curated record. The transcript has 22 exons. Gene Ontology annotation, biological process: protein phosphorylation. Lineage: Eukaryota; Fungi; Basidiomycota; Agaricomycetes; Cantharellales; Ceratobasidiaceae. Gene Ontology annotation, molecular function: protein kinase activity; ATP binding.
AUGUCCACAAUAUACACCUCGCCGCUAUGGUCGGGUGCGCUGGGAGCUACAAGCGACAUCACAAAGCUCGUCCGAGUGAACCGAACUGGACAAGAUCUGUAUGAAGAGGCUGGGCUGGGGGGAUCUGCAGAUAUCUUCAGUGGGAAGUAUAUAAGGCAUGACGGAGGUAUGGUCAAGGUCGCCAUCAAAUCUAUACGGGCAUUCGAUUUAGACAAUGAUGCAACUACACAAAUGGAAAGACUUGAGAAGAAAUUGGCCCGUGAACUUGAAAUCUGGCGUAAUUUGAGUGGCGGGAGUAACAUUAUUGAGCUUUUGGGAAUUAUGACUGGAAUUGGUCCCCUUCCAUCGUUUGUUUGUGAGCUCUGCCCCUGGAACCUUCAGGACUAUUUAGAACGAAAAACACCACCCCCAAGACAUACGAAGAUGAUGGCCGAUACACUUCGUGGUCUCAGCUACAUGCAUGGACUCGGCUCAGGGCCGAUUGCCCACGGGGAUAUCAAAUUGAGUAACAUCCUCGUAAACUCCGAUGAGACAGCGUUGAUAUGUGAUUUUGGCCGCUCUCGUCAACCUAAUGACCGUACAGGUGAAGUUGUCUUGUCCGGCUCGUCUCCUUUUGCUGGCACGGUUCGAUAUAUGAGCCCAGAGCUACUUUUUCCAGCCUCUGCAAGACCCUCGCCGGCAGCAGACAUGUGGGCCUACGGAUGCAUCGCUCUUGAAAUACUCUGCCGUAUUCAUCCAUACAAUGAAGCAAGCAGUGAUGUGAUGGUAGCAGAACUAAUCAAAAGCGGACAUCUUCCGAGUGGCCGGCCCACUGGUCCUAGAGGCAGCCUAAUUAACGAUACCCUAUGGAGCGUGCUAUCCUCAUGCUGGCAAGCACAGGAUUGGCGUCCGACAGCGCAGGGGUUCUUAGAGGAGUUAAAUCGUAUGGUGCACAGUGGAGAAGUUCCAAGCUCACCUAUAGCUAUGGAUCUUUUCACUGCUAUCGACAACCAGCCUAUACCACCUUGGCCAUCUGACAUUAAGGACUUAAAGAAUCAAAUUAAUACUAACACACUGGUUGAACGCUCUCGUAGCCUACGAUCAACCGUCUGGAGGGCUCGUACAGUUGCUGGUCAGCCAAUAGUAGUAAAGGUUCCACGGCUCAAUGCCAGUCUUGAUAAUCAAACUCGACAUGAUCACCUAGAAAUUGUAUUUCGCAAAGUUGCUUCGAGCUGUUACGACGUCCACCACCCAAACAUUAUAGACUUUCUCGGAAUUACUUCCGGAUUUUCUCCACAUGAAGGGCUUGUUUUUGAGGCCUGCUAUCGGUGGACUCUUGCUGAGUAUCGUAAAAAAAGGAUUGUAGUACUGGAGGAGUAUACACGCUCCACAGAUCCUUAUCCAACUGCUCAUAGUCUAAUGUGUGACAUUCUCGAAGGACUAAAAUAUAUGCAUGGGUACCCAAUUCCAAUCACUCAUGGUGACCUGAGACCCGAGAACAUUUCAAUCGACGACAGCGGUAGAGCCAAAAUUAGUUUAAUGAGUUUCGGAAGGAUGCUGGCAGCGCUACCUCCUGAUGCAGCGGUGACCGGGACCAUCGAAUCAGUACUUUCAUUCCGUUGGAUGAGUCCGGAGCUCAUCAUCUCAAAUAGGCCACAACAAACCACUGAAUCAGACAUGUGGACUUUCGGAUGUGUCUGCUUCUGGCUCCUCACGCUCCUGGAGCCCUAUAGCUCAAUCGAUCGCGAUGAUCUGGCUGGAGCAGAGAUUAUACAUGGUCACUCGCCAGCUACUUUAUCGCAGGUCUACCGCAGAGAUUCCUGGACUACAAACGGACUCUGGAACACAAUAGCUAAAUGCUGGCGUCAAUCACCACUGCAGAGACCUAGUGCAACUGAUUUCAUGAAGAUUUUAACACAACUGGAAGGAAGAAAGAUAGACUGGUUACCAAUCAGCGUCAUAGACUUGGCCGGAAAAGUCCGAUUUGAUUCGUCCGCACGACAAGAGAGCAAACAAGUUGCGGAUCAUUUGUCUAUUUGGAGGAGAUUCGAUCAUGCGAAACCUGAGAUUUUGGAAGAAGCGCGCGUCAAGAUGGCUUUCUUCGAAGCCACGUAUUCGCCAAAAUGGUACUCAAAAGCCACCAGAGUCGUUAUUAAGACUGGAUUUGGUCCUGAAAGUAGCGCUAAUGCUUUGGAAGCCCUUUAUUCGACUGUACAACACGAGGUUGCCCUCAUGGAACAGAUUGAUCAUCCAUUCAUCCACAGAUUACUUGGGAUUGAUUCUAGCCUUACGCAUACGCACAUACCGGAUAUGAUAUUUGAACCUCUCCCUAGAAUAACACUCGAGUCUUUACUUAACCAAGGCGAAGCAGAUUAUGUUCGCUCCAUUCAAAUUCUCAGAGAUGUUGCUUCUGCUAUAUUAUACCUCCACGAACAUAGAGGUGGUAGUAUAGCUCACGGAGACAUACAACCGUCCAACAUUUAUAUUCUCUCCGAUGGGCGAGCCAAGCUUGCAAACCUUACUUGCGGGUUUCAGUACAUCUCGGGUCAGCCAGCCUCGAGCUCAGUUCAACAAUGGUCUGAGGCGGUUUCAACUCCGCCUCAACCGUCGUUGUAUAGUAGCCCGGAGUCCCGUGCUCCAUUCGCGUUUCCGACUAUAGCCGGGGAUGUGUGGAGUUUUGGUAUGGUCAUCCUCAGUACUUGCUCUCCUCGUUUUAGAGGAGUCGACAUCGAGCAAUAUAUGGAUCACACUGCUAGCGGUACUCCCCCGCUCGAACUGCAAGAGGCUAUUGCAGACUGUGAUGACCGGGUCCUCCCGCUUCUCCGUGAGCUACUGGUACUUGAGCCCACCAGUCGUCUGGCAAUCUCGCUAGUCCUUCCCAGGUUAUCUCAAUCAAGUUCAUUGAGUGAUCCUUAA